Zingiber officinale is the source of this 977-nucleotide messenger RNA. Its product is annotated as non-specific lipid transfer protein GPI-anchored 31-like. The transcript has 4 exons. Lineage: Eukaryota; Viridiplantae; Streptophyta; Magnoliopsida; Zingiberales; Zingiberaceae. Bases 221 to 778 code for a protein of 185 amino acids. The record is from RefSeq and is a predicted model, not a curated record.
UCUUCCUCUCACUUCCCCAUUUUCCCAAGCAGUGGACCGACCAGUGGUCCAGCUCCCUCCCCAGCCCACAUCCACCAGCCCACCGCCGUCGCCGCUACCUGCACUCAUCAUUCCGACAGGUCACCUCCAUCUCCAAGACCCUCCCAUUUUCUCCAUUCCACACUGCACUUCUCCUUUCCGAUCAAAUCCCCCCUCCAGUUGCAACCUCUCCACAAAAAAAAUGUCAUUUUCCCUCCCCCUCCUGCUCCUCCUCUGCUUCAACUCCGGCGUUCACGUCAGCCAAGCUGCUCCUCCCGUUGCCGCUCCAUCGCCCUCCCUCGACUGCUCCUCCGAGGUCAUCAACCUCAUUGACUGCCUCUCCUUCGUCUCCAACGGCAGCACCGCUGCCAAGCCGGACGCCCAGUGCUGCUCCGGCCUCAGAAAGGUGAUCAAGGAGGCCGCCUCCUGCCUCUGCUACCUAUCCAGCCAAGGCCAAGCCUUCAAUGUCAACGUCACCAAGGCCCUCACCCUGCCCUCCGCCUGCGGCGUCUCCACCCCUUCAGCUUCCAACUGCAACAUUUCCAUUGCCGGUGCACCUGGCGCUGCUCCUGUUUCCAUUGCCGGUGCUCCUGCUGGUGCUCCAGCUUUGUCCCCUUCACGCGGUGCGCCUUCCUCGGUCUCCACCGGAGUACCAUCAUCGUCUCCGACCAAUUCAACUGCGGCAGCACUCCCAGCUCCUUCCUUCGAGUUCCUCAGCUGUUUUGCAGUGUUUCUGUGGUUGUACUACCAGUCUCACUGAUUUGCAUCAUGCUCUUCAUGUUGCUUCCGUCCCACUCGAGAUACCUGUGGCUUUUGUUCCUAUGUGCUGAACUUCUGUGCUUAGUUUGAGUUUAAUUUGCUGUUUGGUUCUUGUUGGCUGCAGUUGAAAAUUGUUUUUGCAACCAUUUGCAAGUUGCUCACUUUAUCAAUAGAUCUUUUAUCAUCGCCUUUUACACUUU